Venturia canescens is the source of this 2920-nucleotide messenger RNA. Its product is annotated as cGMP-dependent protein kinase, isozyme 1-like. The transcript has 14 exons. Gene Ontology annotation, biological process: protein phosphorylation. Gene Ontology annotation, molecular function: ATP binding; cGMP-dependent protein kinase activity. The record is from RefSeq and is a predicted model, not a curated record. Bases 581 to 2758 code for a protein of 725 amino acids. NCBI's taxonomy places the organism in Eukaryota, Metazoa, Arthropoda, Insecta, Hymenoptera, Ichneumonidae.
GGACUAGUGGCGUUAGAGCCGGCUGGGCGAUAGGACGAGCAUUUUCUCAAAAUCUCCGCGAAUUAUCGUGAAAAAGGGGGAGAAAAACAAGUUUUUUUUUUUUUCAAUAUUUGAAAAAUAAUUUCGAUCCUCGUGUCGUGGACUGGUAAAAAAAGGUGACUGAGGACUCUCGUCGGAAUUCAGAAGAAUUGGAAGAAAAAAAAAGUUGCAAAUUUUCGUAAAAAAUAUUCAGGAAACAGCGCCGAAUUCGGUGAUUUGAAAAUUUCUUUUUUUUUCUUUACAUUCUCUAAAAUCCGGGGAUCGAUCGGUGCACGGGGCCGAAACCGGCAAAAAAGUGCCAGCUCGUCGCGGCUUUUCUCAACUUUCAACACUUUUUAACAACCGAGUCAAGCCUUUUUCGAUCAUUUUCAAGGACACGUAAGAAUUAGCGAUCCUGAAAUUUCGUGUGGCAAAAAAGAGGGAAAAAGGAGCGUAUUUUUCAGCGUGACCUCGUCACGUGAGCCAACGAUGAGGCUCGACGAGGUUCUUUGAUAGGAGAGAUGUCGAGGACGAAGAAGUUCGAAUCGCCAACGCCAAGAGGAUGAGAUUCUCGUGUUUUCCGAGGGCGAGUAUCCUGGGGCAGAGGGGUAGUAUAAACUUGAGCCCUGUCCCAGGGAACGACGACACUCCGGGGAUAACAGGCCUGCGGAUAACGAGCAAUGGGAACUCGAGGGAGCCGGUAGCGAUGAGCUACAAGCGUGCCAGUGAAUAUGGGAGCGUCAUACGGCAAACUCCACCAAAGACGAAUGGAACGGGGCCGCGAGCUUAUUCGACGAGUCUCGAUGGCGAGAGAACAUCGAGAGGCGAAAAAAGCGAGAAUGGGAAGCUCGAACGUUCGGAAUCCUCGGAGUCGAAUCUUUCGCAGCCGAAAAUUCCGAGGGGUGGAGUCAUCGGACGAACCCCGACGCCGCCCUCGGCCCCGACCCCGGUCUACGAUAAAGACUCCAACUCGAGGGAACUGAUAAAACGGGCGAUCGACGAGAAUGAAUUUCUUGGAAACCUCGAAGACGUCCAGGUCGAGGCCCUCGUUUCGGCGAUGUACCCCAAGCAGAUUCCGCCCUCGACGCUCGUCAUCAAGGAAGGCGACAUCGGUUCCCACUUGUACGUGUCCGCCGAGGGGGAGUUCGACAUUUACGAGGGCAACAAAUUCCAGAGGAGUUUCGGGCCCGGUGUCGCCUUCGGGGAGCUCGCAUUGCUGUACAACACGAAGAGACUUCGAUCGAUAAGAGUGAAAAAGGGCGGCAAAGUAUGGGUGCUGGACCGGUCGGUAUUCCUGACGGUGAUGAUGAGGAGCGCGCAGGAGCGUAUGGAGGGCAACAUUCGAUUUCUGCGUCAGGUUUCGGUGCUGAAAAAGCUUCCGGAGCCGAAGGAGCACGUUCUGGCCAAAAUAUCGGAUCUGAUUAGAGUGGAGUUUUUCCCGGCGGGCGCUCGAAUCGUUCGUCAGGGUGAGAUCGGAGACAAGUUUUUCAUAAUCAGCGGAGGAAACGUGAGAAUAACGAAGGACACGGAGCGCGGUGACGAGGAUGAGCUCGUGGUGCUCGGCAAGGGUCAGUACUUCGGGGAGAAGGCGCUCUACGACAAGGAGGACAACAAGAGGCAGGCGAACGCGAUCGCCCUGGCUCCAGGAGUCGAGUGUCUCACGCUCGACGGCACAACCUUCCUCAACUACUUGGGUGGCCUCGACGAAAUAAAGAACAAGGAUUGGCUCGAGGAGUACGAGAAACAGAAGAGAUCCUUGACCCCCAAGCUGUGGACGAACGAGUACUCGGACCUGACGCUUUACGAUCUCGAGACGAGAGGGACUCUGGGAGUCGGUGGCUUCGGCAGGGUCGAGCUCGUCACCCUCAGAUCCGACCCUGAGAAGAGCUUCGCUCUGAAAAAACUCAAGAAGAAAACGAUGGUCGAUCAACAGCAGCAGGAGCACGUGCUCAACGAAAAAUACAUCAUGCAAGCGUGCGAUUCCCCCUUCAUUUGCAAACUUUACCAGACGUACAAGGACAGCAAAUACGUGUAUUUCUUGAUGGAGGUUUGUCUCGGCGGUGACGUGUGGACGACGCUCCAAAGGCGUCGGUACUUCGACGACCACACCGCCCAGUUCAUGGUCGGUUGCGUAGUCGAGGCUCUCGACCAUUUGCACUCCCUCAACAUAGUCUACCGGGACCUGAAGCCGGAAAAUUUGAUGCUGGAUUCCCGAGGGUACCUCAAACUGGUCGAUUUUGGAUUCAGCAAGAAAAUCGGGCCCGCGAAGACGUGGACUUUUGCCGGGACCCCGGAGUACGUUGCGCCCGAAAUAAUACUCAACAAGGGCCACGACAGAGCCGUCGAUUACUGGGCCCUGGGAAUACUGACUCACGAGCUCCUCGUCGGCAAACCACCCUUCCGGGGCGCCGAUCACAUGACGACCUACAACAAAAUACUCAAAGGCGUCGAAAUGAUCGGGAUACCGGGCAGCGUCAACAAAAACGCCAAUAACCUCAUUAAAAAACUGCUCCGGCUCAGCCCUUCCGAGCGGUUGGGCUAUCAGAGAGGCGGGAUCCAAGAUAUAAGGGACCACAAGUGGUUUUUAACCUUCAAUUGGGCGGCUCUGCAACGACUGUCUUUACCGGCGCCGAUAGUGCCAACGGUUCGCGGGCAAACGGACACGAGGAAUUUCGAGAGAUAUCCACCGGACCGGACGAUCCCACCGGACGAAUUUUCGGGCUGGGACAUGGAGUUUUGAAAGCGUGGAAAUCGAGAGCGGAUUUAAGCGGAGGAGUGGGCAAUAAGAGUGUGGGAUCGAGGGAGAGCGAUUCGUUGAAAAAUAUAUUUCGAAAGCUGGCAUUAAAUCCUUGUUAUUUAAGUUACGUAACAUUGUUCGUCGAAUAAACAAUUUUAUAAAUAA